AAGCAACUGCAGCCGGCUGGAGAUAAAUAUGCAAGCACGCUGCCUUCUGAUUGGCUGGCGGCGCUGUCAAUCAUCGCCCUGUGGGUGGGUCGAGACGGAGUGAAAUGGCGAGCCUGUCUGUUAGCGAGCCGCAGGAGAUGGAAGUUGACAGGAGGGGCGAGUCCGAGGAGUCCGGCGACGAUGAGACCAAGAGGAAGAGUCUUAAUGGAGAGGUUGAGAUUGACGCCCAGCAGGCCUCCACAGUUCCAGAGGAGUCGCCUGUUGACAUGGACACCAUAACGCUUGACCCUAAUGAAGAGGAUGUGGAUCUGGUUCACUGUCGAAUUGGGAAGAUUGAGGGGCUGGAAGUUCUGCAGAAGGCUAAGACUCUUUCUCUCAGACAAAACCUGAUCAAAAAGAUCGAGAACUUGGAGAGCCUGGCCUCGCUGCGGGAGCUGGACCUCUACGACAACCAGAUCCGCAAACUGGAGAACCUGCAGGCCCUCACAGAGCUGGAGCAGCUAGACGCAUCAUUUAACCUCCUGAGGAAGAUCGAAGGUUUGGAUCGACUAACGAAGCUCAAGAAGCUUUUCCUGCUGCACAACAAGAUAACCAACAUCGCUAACCUUGAACACCUCACUGGCCUUCACAUGCUGGAGCUGGGGUCCAAUCGCAUCAGGGUUAUCGAGGAUCUAGACACUCUGGCCUCUCUGGAUAGCUUGUUUCUUGGCACUAAUAAAAUCAGUCAGCUACAGAAUCUCGAUGGGCUGCAUAACCUGACUGUCCUCAGUAUUCAGAGCAAUCGUAUCACAAAGCUAGAGGGCCUCCAGAACCUGGUUAACCUGCGGGAGCUCUACCUGAGUCACAACGGCAUUGAGGUUAUUGAAGGCCUGGAGAAUAAUAAAAAGCUGACAACCCUGGACAUUGCAGCGAACAGGAUAAAGAAAAUUGAAAACAUAAGUCACUUAUCAGACCUGCAGGAAUUCUGGAUGAACGACAACCAGAUAGAAAACUGGAGCGACCUGGACGAGCUGAAGAACGCCAAAGGUUUACAGACGGUGUAUCUGGAGCGAAACCCCCUGCAGAAGGACCCUCAGUACAGGCGCAAGAUCAUGCUGGCCUUGCCCAGCGUCCGGCAGAUCGACGCUACCUUCAUUCGCUUCUGACCCCAUGACCUCCGGCCCCACCCCCACCUACCAUAACCCUCCAAACAGACCUCUGAGGCCGGGUGGUCAUUUCGUGGCUGGCCGUGGGCGUCCAGGCUAGCUUCAGGUCUCGGUGGGGAUAAUGAGUGGUGUUACGGUCACAGCACUGAGAGGCGUUUUCACUCGUAUGCGGUUCAGAUCGUCUGAAUUACGAGGUCGUUAAUUAAUCAGAAUGCUAAUAUUGCUGCACUGAGCUGACAUCGUAAGGCUGGAAGCGGCACCCAAACCCCGCCCACCCCAGCGAGCUGUGGCAGGUUCAGGCUGCGGAGUGAGCGGCUGGUGUGCAGCAGUGUUGGUUUGCCUAUGGCAGGUAUGCAGCAACGUCGGCAUAUUGACUGCGUAACAACCUGGAAAUUCGGAGAACGCAGUGAAGUUUGAGGGGAAAAUGUACAUCCGACAAAAUAUUUCAGCUUUUGGAAUUGAAAGCAUCUUGUCAAGUAAAAUUGUCUUAAAUCUCGUCGGCAUAACUAACAUUUCUCAUAAGCUUGUUGUAAUAAUGCUCUGAAAUAAUUGAACGUAUUUCUGGACUAAAAGGGUCGAAAACGUUCUGCAUUUUGUUGUAUUUUAUUUUUUGUGUGGGUUCAUUUACCGAUUCAUUCUUACGUGACCUUUUUUCUACCUCUGUUUAUCCCAGGAUGCGCCUUUUAAGACCGAUAUGCAAAUGAGCUCUGCUCUGAUUGGCUGCGCUGAAGAGCUUUUCGGUCUGAAACACUCCUUAUAACUUCAGUGUGAGUGGGAGGGGCUAAACUGCUGUGGGCUGAAUAGGGGGUUAUAUCGCUGCUGUCGGAAGGAAACCUUGUAUCUCCAGUUUUUGAUGUUGGCAUAAUUUGAAAAGACUUGUUACGUUUUUACGUUGCGUAUGAAUUUCAUGAUGAAUGGAUGAAAAGAAACGGCCACUUAGAAAAAAAAUGUGGUUCCGUUGCCUUGCAUUAAAAGUAAAGCAGGCUUGUCGUUCUCCUGCAAAGUCACCAUUUAGAAGAUCGAGGUUUUCUUCCGACGACAGCGAGGUGGAAAUGCUUUUUGUGACAUCACAAAAACGGCAAAUUCAAACCAGAUUAUUUUUUCCAGCUUAGUUUCUGGAGUUGAAACCUUCCGGGCCUUUAAGUCAUUUUACCUACACUGGUUCUUCUGGUUCUUCUUUAGUAGAGACAUUGGUUCUAUAUAGAACCAUGAACACUCCAAGAACCCUUUGCAUGAUUGAAGGGUUGUGAAAGGGUUCUUCAGACCGAUGGAGAAUGAUGUGUUUUGAAAAUGGUUCUAUACAGCCCCAACAGUGGUUCUGCUUUUGCUACGACGUCAAGCUUGGAACAAUAUAAGAACCCAUUAUAAACGCGUUCUCCAUCAAUCCGAAGAACCCUUUCACGCUUGAGUGUUCAUGGCUCAGUUUAGAACCAUUUUCUUUACUGAAGAACCCAAAAGAACCGUUUUUACGAGUGUAGAGGAAUUGAUUUGUUUCAUUGGCAGAUCGUUCUGAGCAUUUGUUGGUAUAAAAUGACUGAGAACAAGUGACGAGCGUCUUGAAACGUGUAGCGUAAUCUUAUCUGGAACACGCCGACUGGAUUUAAGCUGUUUUCUUUACCAGGAGGGAGUUUUUGCGGCGUUUCUUGGUGAAACGGUGACGCUCACUGCUCAUUUUCCCCGCUGAGAACAGCAGCAGCUCAGACCUGGAGCUCCUUUAUGGACGUGUCCCCAACCACACAGUGACCCGCGACCUCGGAGGUCCGUGGAGCUUCGUAUCAGAACUUGCCUCGUGUUCCUCACGCACACUCCAGCUGCUCUUCCUCUUCCGAAACCCUGCUUCUCCUCACUCUCAGACGAAUAAUAUCACUCCACGCACUCCUGACGUGCAGACGCCCUUUACUCUCUCUCUCCAUCACGUCCCUCCACCCUGCAGCGCGGCUGAACUUGGCUUCUAACGCGCCGCCUCCUAUUCGAAUCUUCCGUUCCACCUUAAAUGCCGCGGCGUAGAACCGAAAGAUCCAUCUUUUAUAUCUGAAUCGCAAUUUAAGAGGCUCCCAAUUUUUCAGUGGCCAGAGCUGCAGUUUUCUAUUAUGGCUUACACUCUUAAAGAUGGUUCUUCAAGGUUCUUCAAGACAGUUCUUUAGUCAGUGGCAGGACAGUGGUUCUCUGUGGAACCAUGAACACCCAAAGAACUGUUUGCAUGAUUAAAGGGUUCUUUGCAUCAUGACAGGUACACCCUGACGCCUGAGGUGUGUCGGUUUUCCCGUUCCACCUUAAGUGCCGUCAGAGGCUUCUUAUUCCCAGCGACAGCAUGUAAGUGCUGAACCGUUUCGGUGGAACGGAAUAAGAAGCUAAACGCGGCUUUAACAUUUAAAGAAAUUAAAUAUUUAAUAAUUUAGUGACGUCAUCAUUAUAACAGAAGAACCAAAGGCCAGACGUGCUCUAGCGUGAACUUGUUAACAGACGAGCUUGUUACUGUGACGUGACUUUGAGCACCAGGCCUCAAAUGACCGCCUGCGAGUCCUGCAGUCUUAAGGUGGAACUGAACAUUCUAACACUGGCUGGCUAUUGAGACGUUUGACCGGCGCUAUUGUACGGAUUUCUUAAGCGUUCCUCUUUUUUUUUUUCCCCCCCCAAAAGGGAAAUAAGAUGAAAUGCACACGUACCUUUUGUGUUACGCACUUAUUUCACACGAUAGGUUAGGAUUUGAUACCGGAUCAGAGACGGUGGGCUUUUAUUUAUUUCACUUCUCCAGGCAGUACAGCCGGGAAAAAAUCCAGCGCAAGCGUUUCCUCAGGCUGUGCUCACCUGUGCAUGUAGACACGCUGGAGGACCGCUGUCAUCUCAGUUUAUCAUCCAUGUGAUCUUGUGCCGAACGCUGUAGGUGCAGGAGGAAGAGCUGAAAGCUAGAAGAUGGGCUCUUCUGUAAUCGGCGGAGUCUUGCUCGAGCUUUGGAGCCGGACCUUCUCGGUCCUCGGCCGAAAUGCAGCUAAAUUUACCGAGUAAAACUUCCGAAUCGAAUGGACCGCCGGCCGGAAAAGGUCGUUUUGAGGGUUUUAAAGCCACAAUUAAUCGUUACAGAAGCUCAUUUAAAUCCAGACUGGGCAUUUUUAUGGGAUACAAGCCGCUUCGAUUGAAUUGAACCACAUCUGUUGGUCAUUUGAACAGUACUAAUUUAAAAUUGACAUUAUUGGUGAUGGGAUUUAUUGAUUCCGGUCGUUUUAAUAGAAUAAAUGAGGCAUUAUUGGUUCAUGUAAGUGCGAUUCUGCUGAUGAAUGUGGCUUUAAUAGUGACCACAGUGAGUGAGUGAGUGGGUGGGUAUAGAUGAAGAGCGAUUAAGGCAGUAAAAUAUCGCAGAUACAUGCAAGAACUAAAGGCUUUGAUAUGCAAAUUGGAUUAAAAGUGGGGGAGGGGCUUCAGCUAGUGAAGCUUUCGCAUUAAAGGCGUCUUAAAGCGCCGGAGGUUCGGCUGGUGCUGCGUAAGAAAAGCCCGUUAGGAAGACGAAAGGAAAAAGGGACGCGUGAUUUAACGGCGCUUAAGCAGAUCCGCUGGUCUUUAAAGGAGGAGCUUGGUCCAGAAUGCUAAUGAAACCCUAGAGCAGUCAUUUGGCGUUAUGGGGCCAACUUGGGGCCUGUCAGCUUCCACUCAUACAUAAUUAGCUACGUCAGCAUGUUUGGUCGAGCGGGCCCUGCAGGGCUGUGGUACUUCAGACAUGCCAGCUCUGUUUAGGAUUGUUUCAUAUUUUAUUUUAUUUUAAUUUUUAAUUGGUUUACAAGUGCUUGGUUGACUGUUUUGAACUGAAUGUAUUAUAAACAACAAAAUAAACUUAAUUUGAAAAGUGCUGAUA
Messenger RNA from Pygocentrus nattereri (red-bellied piranha), 4992 nucleotides. RefSeq names its product protein phosphatase 1, regulatory (inhibitor) subunit 7 (gene ppp1r7). Lineage: Eukaryota; Metazoa; Chordata; Actinopteri; Characiformes; Serrasalmidae. The record is from RefSeq and is a predicted model, not a curated record. Gene Ontology annotation, molecular function: protein binding. The transcript is spliced from 10 exons. The coding region runs from base 105 to 1145 and encodes 346 amino acids.